AUGUGCCGGGAUAGGGAGGGUGGAUUGCUCACCAGCUCUGGCGAGGUGGUUGAAAGGUGGAGGCAGCACUUCGAGGAGCACCUAAAUGGGGUUAACUUGAAUAGGAACAUGGAUGCGGAAGUACCACUUGGGGCACCUGGGCACGAUGAUGAUUACCCGGUUCCAUCCCUGUACGAAGUCGUGCAAGUGAUGCGGAAGCUUAAAAGCAACCGAGCUGCGGGUGAUGAUCAGCUCUCUGGUGAGCUCUUCCAGCACGGAGGGGAGAGCCUAGCUCGAGUGCUUCAUUUGGUGAUCGGCAAAGUUUGGGAGAUGGAAGAACUACCCCAGGACUGGAUGACCGGUGUCGUUGUACCGGUCUUCAAAAAAGGGGAUAGGUUGGACUGCGAGAACUACCGUGGCAUUACCAUACCAAAUGCCGCCUAUAAGAUCUUCUCUCAACUUUUGCUCCACCGGUUGCUGCCCCUGGCCGAAAACUUUGUUGGGGAGUAUCAAGCCGGCUUCAUGGAUGGACGCUCGACAACUGACCAGCUGUUUACGCUCCGGCAGAUUUUACAAAAAUGCCGUGAGUAUAACUGCAGAACACAUCACGUCUUCAUUGACUUCAAGGCGGCCUAUGACAGCAUUGACCGGCAACAGCUGUGGAUGCUGAUGAAGGAGUUUCAGUUUCCGAACAAGCUGAUCAGGCUGUGUAGGGCGACUAUGGGCAAUGUGAUGUGUUCUGUAAGGGUCGGUGGUGUCGCGUCCGCUCAGUUUGCUUCCCAGAGAGGGCUGAGGCAAGGGGAUAGCCUUUCAUGUAUCCUGUUCAACGUGGCCUUAGAAGGUGUGAUAAGGCGAGUAGGCAUCGACACGCGAGGUACCAUCUUCUGGCGCUCAAUUCAACUCCUGGGCUACGCGGACGACAUUGACAUUGUUGCGAUCAACAAGAGGACGGUUGCGGAAACGUAUGCUGGACUUAAGUCAGAAGCUCAGCGAGUUGGACUCCAGAUCAACACGUCAAAGACAAAAUACAUGCAAGGAUUAGGGUCUAGGGAUAACACCCCAGAUACCUUUCCCGGCAUCACCUUGGAUAACGACACUCUGGAGGAGGUGGGCUCAUUCGUAUACCUUGGAUCCCAAGUCACAUGUGACUCGGACACAUCCUUGGAAAUUCGGAGGCGCAUCCUCGCUGGAAAUCGCACCUUCUGUAGUCUACGUUUCCUUGGCCAUAUCCGUCGCAAACCGUAA
This is a messenger RNA of Anopheles coustani, 1224 nucleotides long. RefSeq lists its product as uncharacterized. The transcript is spliced from 2 exons. NCBI's taxonomy places the organism in Eukaryota, Metazoa, Arthropoda, Insecta, Diptera, Culicidae. The coding region runs from base 1 to 1224 and encodes 407 amino acids. The record is from RefSeq and is a predicted model, not a curated record.